GCCAUGAGUAAGACAUGAUUCCAUUUUCUCCUCUCACAGGAAGACCAAAACACAGAGUGAAGAGGAAAAAAUCUUCAACUGAGAGAUGAAUCCGAUAUUGACUACAGUGGGAGCAGUGGCUGCCGUUGCCAAAGUAGCUUCGACGGCAUACUACUAUGCAGAGCAUUUUGGAGUCCUUAAUAGAGAAUCAAAAGCCGAUCAAGCAGAAACAAGAUCAGUGGAAGCUGCGGAGAAACAAUCUGCUGAUGUUGGUUUCUUGUUGAGUAGAAUUCCAGUGUUCCAUGGGAGUGGAUAUGAGAUUUGGAGCAGCAUGAUGAAGACCUUUUUUGUGUCCCAAGAUCUUUGGGACAUGGUGGAAGGGGGCUAUGUAGAAGAAGAGCUGACUGUUGAGGUUUUACGAGAAGUUCGAAAGAAGGAUGCCAUGGCUUUGCUUUUUAUCCAGCAAGCUAUUGAUCAAUCCUUUUUCUCUUGCAUUGCUGGUGCCCGCAAAUCAAAAGAAGCUUGGGAUGCACUGGCAAAUAAGUACCAAGGACCCCAAGGUGAUAUGUUGGAACUGAAUCAACAGAGUCCUGUGGAUUUGUCUUGCCCUGCUGAUGCAAUUGAAUCCAGAGAAGAAGCCCGGGAUGCACUAGAAGUGGAAUCUCGAGGUUAUACAGAUGAACCAAAUCGAAAGAAGGCUGUGGAUGAAUUGGUUUUGUCUUACGCUGCUGAUGCAACUGAUCCGAAAGAAGUUGCUCGGGAUGCACCCGAACAGGGAAAUAAAGCUAAUACUAAGGUUGUGGAGGCUAACAGAAUUGGGGUAGAGUUUGGAGAUUUCAACCGCAAUUGUGGCUUUAAGGAAUGGUGCAGUUCAAAUUCCGACAGUGGAUGGGGUGGAGGCAGCGAUGAUAGGCACGUUAAAAUGAGUUAUUCUGAUAAUAGCACUCCUGUGGCUGAAAGUGCUUUCCAUAGCAAGCUAAAGCUCUCCGAGGAUGGAAUUGGGAAAGAAUCUGGAGAUGUCAAAAACAACAAUUCUGGCUCUAAGAAAGGCUCCAAUCGUGGAGGUCGAGGUGGUAGAAACUGUGGACGCUUUAACAACAAUCGGGGAGGUCGUGGAGGGCGAGAUGGUGAAUGCUCUAACAACCAAGGAUUUCACGGAGGCACAGAGAAUGGAGACUUUAACAAUAGUCCGGGAGGUCGUGGAGGCCAAGGCAGUGGACACAUUAACAACAACCGGGGAGGUCGUGGAGGCAGAGGCAGUGGACACAUUAACAACAACCGGGGAGGUCGUGGAGGCAAAGGCCGUGGGCACAUUAACAAUAAACGGGGAGGUCGUGGAGGCAAAGACCAUGGACACUUUAACAAUGGUUCUGAAGCUGCUGAGUAUUAUAGUAAGAAUGCAAAAUCUGAAUCGGCUUCUUCCUGCACUACGAGUGCAACUGAAACAAAAGAAGCCUUGGAUGCACAUGCGCUACAACAAGGACACCAAGCUAACACUGAGGUUCAUGCUCAUCCUCAAGUGAGCCAGUCCCUGACAACACUUCUAGUAUGUGAUCUCGAUGUGAAUGUCACGGAUCGGCAGCUAUUUAGCAUCUUCGGGCGCUUCGGGCAAGUGGUCUCAUACAGUGUUUGCAGGGACAUGGCUAGCCAAUGCUCUCUUGGUUAUGGUUAUGUGACCUAUGGCAACCCUCAAGAUGCUGCUUUAGUGUUGACGGUGACGAACCUCACUAUGAAUGGAAAGCCCAUUCGAGUAAUGUAUCUCCAACAAGACUCCACCGAACACAAGAGUGGAGGCCUUAACAGCAAGAAGAGCGAUUAUGGAGGCAUGGAUGGUGCACACUCUAACAACAACCAGGGUGGUCGUGUAGGCACAGAUGGUGGAUGCUUUAAUAACAAGGAUUCUAAGCUUAGUGGUUAUACUAGUAAGAAUCCGAAUUUUGAAUCGGUUUCUUCUUGCAGUACUGAUGCAAUUGAAUCAAAAGAAGCUUCAGAUGCACCACAACUGGGACACCAAGCUAAUACUGAGGUUAAGGAUCAGGCUCAAGUUGGGAAUCCCAGUGGUGGAACCAUAUUUAUCAAGAAUUUGGAUUGGGCAAUUGAUGACGUGGCACUGCAUGCUAUGUUUUCUGCAUUUGGAAACAUUCUUUCUUGCAAGGUGGAAACAGAUGCCUCUGGUCAGUCCAAGGGGUAUGGACGCAUCGAAUAUGACAGCGAGGAAGCUGCACGGGAAGCUAUUGAGAAGGCCAAUGGCAGCAAGUUGUUGAACGGCAAGAAAAUGUAUGUAGAACCUUUUGUCAGAAAGCAAGGUAGAGCAAAGGCUAUGGAAACGACAAACUUCACUAAUGUCUUUGUGGGGAACUUAUCUGUAUCUACAACCGAAAAGGAUCUUAGGGAAGUUUUUGGUAAUUUUGGAACAAUAGUUAACGCUGUAGUUGUGAAAGAUGGAGACGGAAAAUCAGAGGGUUUUGGAUUCGUCAACUUUAAUGAUGCAUAUGAUGCUGCUUGGUCGGUGGAUGUGCUUAAUGGCCGCCACGAGUUUGAUAACAAAGUGUGGUAUGUGCGGAGAGCUUAUCAGAACAAAAAUGUUGGAAAAGCUCAGAAGAAAUUUAAUGGAAAAGCUCAGAAGAAAUGUGUGGAUGAAUCUGUUCCUUCUUCCACUGCUAAGGCAACCGAAUCAAAAAAAUCCGGGGAUACGGUUUCUCAGAAGAAAUGUAAUGGAAAAGCUCAGAAGAAAUAUGUUCCUUCUUCCACUACUAAUGAAACUGAAUCAAAGAAAGCUGUGGAAGCAGUACAAAAGGGAUUCAGAGCUAACACUAAAGUACUCUAUGUCGACGAUAAGGGGGUCGGGCACUUCAAGCUCAAAAAUCCAUGAUUUCUUAGCAAGAAAAAAGGGUUCUUGAUGUGAUAUGAUGUUUUACAACUGCAUAUGUGAAUAUGUAAAAGCUUGAAAUUCUGUUUUGUGCAUUUACCUCAGAUAAUUAAGGUUAUGAUAACAAUAUAUCUAGUUACUUACAUUGUGUUUGAGUGUUGCUCUUUACAGGGCUCUUUGCAGGGUUUUUGUUGGUCUGCUAAGCAACAUGACUUUUGUAUCAUAUAUUUUCUUCUCAUGUAGCCACCAAACAAAAAUAAUAAUACUAAUAAAGCAAAUAGGACUGAGUUUUGGUGUCUAA
This is a messenger RNA of Ipomoea triloba (trilobed morning glory), 3149 nucleotides long. RefSeq lists its product as uncharacterized. The record is from RefSeq and is a predicted model, not a curated record. Gene Ontology annotation, molecular function: poly(A) binding; poly(U) RNA binding; mRNA 3'-UTR binding. The coding region runs from base 86 to 2851 and encodes 921 amino acids. NCBI's taxonomy places the organism in Eukaryota, Viridiplantae, Streptophyta, Magnoliopsida, Solanales, Convolvulaceae. The transcript is spliced from 5 exons. Gene Ontology annotation, cellular component: ribonucleoprotein complex; cytosol; nucleus.